Messenger RNA from Emericellopsis cladophorae, 1134 nucleotides. RefSeq lists its product as uncharacterized. The record is from RefSeq and is a predicted model, not a curated record. The coding region runs from base 1 to 1134 and encodes 377 amino acids. The transcript is spliced from 2 exons. Lineage: Eukaryota; Fungi; Ascomycota; Sordariomycetes; Hypocreales; Bionectriaceae.
AUGCUCGAGGUGCCUGGCAUCGCUUGCUACCCUGCCAGUGUCGAUAUUCUGGGAGAGCUCGAUUCUAUGCAGGAUGAAGAUUUCACGGACCAGUGGCAGUUUGACAGACGUGUCUACUCGGUGAUCAGGCGUGCGCGUGACAGCCACCUUCAGCUUUCUCUUUGCUCAAUGGACAUCUUCCGCUUCCAUGUCAUGUCGAAUGGGCUAGUUUCGGUCUCGGACAAUGGGACAAGCCUUCCCGAGGUGUACUUUGUCAAUGAUAUUCAGGCUCUUGAGGCAGGCCAAACACAAAUAUCUCCGAUCGCUCGGAUCAACGGCGAGGACGUUCGAAUCUUCCUUGAGCAUUCGGACAGCCCUGUGCCUGUCCGCCAGGAUCCAGACGCCCACUACAAUAGCUUGUUCUUUUCGUAUGCUUCUGAGGCCGCAUUGUGGCCCCUGAAAGGUCAACUGGUCCAUCUCGGUCGUUUCGAAUUCGGUGCGGAAUCGCUUCAUUUUGAAUUUCACAACGGUUCAACCACCGCGUUGCCGAUUAUGGCUUCAGUGUCUAGCCCGGACCAAUUUCUUGUCGAUGGUGUCGAUAGCCAGACGCUCUACCAUAAAAAGUGUCUCCUGGAUGACCCGUCGCCCGUACUCAAUCCUCCAAAUGAACCUAGGGUCGAUCGCCUCGAGCAGGAAGCACUGAAUCCCAUCCUCGGGUACCCAGAGCCGUCCUUUCUAGACAAAAACCAUCACCCAAUAAGCUACAACCUAGACCACGACGCGCUGGUCUUGCAUAUCCCCGUCUUCUCCCACGUAUUCAUCGAUCCUAGCUAUCUGACCGUCGACGCAAUGGCGGACUAUGUAAACAUUGUCUUACUCGCCCUUGACGAAGGCCGAAACAGGCUCAUUAUCGACAUAACUGGAAACAUUGGAGGAGACGCCAUGAGGGCUUUUUAUCUGUUCAAGCUGCUGUUUCCCGACAAGGUCCCUCACAUUGCCUCUCGUGUGCGCCGAAGCAAAGCACUUGACCUCAUCACCUACGCAAGCCAGCUGGCAACCGAGGACGAAUUCGAUCACGCUUCCCUGCUUCAAUACUUGAACUACCCCUACCUUGCCACCCCAGAUCUCGAGGGGGGGGGGAUUUGCCGACAUUGA